AGGGAGCCGCCGGCACUUCCGAUUGGCUGCUGGACAUCAUCACUGAGCCAUUAACGUCUGCUGACGCCUGUGUCGGCGGACACGCCCCCUCGACCGUGACAGUCUCGAGACCAGGCACCACCUUUCCGGAGAGGAAAGCCAGCCUCCUAAAUGAGCUUCCAUCCGAAGACGGGCGACGUGCAUCCACACCGGUGCUGAGAGCGGGGGACGGGACUCCAGAACGGAAACAGCGCUGCAGCGACCGUCUGCCUUCAGUCAGCGUCUCUGAGAGCUCUUGCAGCAGGUGCCAUUGAAUUAAAGCUCCUGCCAGGCCGCCGCCCCGCCCCCCCCCACCCCGGCGCAACCAUGACCGAGAGCCGCAGGGAGGCCCUGGUGGCCCCCCCGGCCCCCACCGCGGCCCCCACCGCACCCGCCAACGUCACCGAGGCCCCGGGCCCCGGGGGCGCCCGGCCCAAGGACGAGGCCUUCUCCAAGCUGAAGGACAAGUUCAUGAACGAGCUGAGCAAGAUCCCGCUGCCGUCAUGGGCCAUCGUCGCCAUCGCCUUCGUGGCCAUCCUCCUCAUCCUCACCUGCUGCUUCUGCGUCUGCAAGAAGUGCAUCUUCAAGAGGAAGAACAAGAAGAAGGGCAAGGAGAAGGGCAAGAACGCCAUCAACAUGAUGGACGUCAACGACGCGGCCCAAAUGGAGGGCCUGAAGGACGAGGACGACGCCGAGACAGGGCUGACGGACGGGGAGAAGGAGGCGGAGCCAAAGGAGCAGGAGAAACUGGGGAAGCUGCAGUACUCCCUGGACUACAACUUCACCGAAAACCAGCUCAUGGUGGGGAUCAUCCAGGCGGCCGACCUCCCCGCCAUGGACAUGGGCGGCACCUCGGACCCCUACGUCAAGGUGUACCUGCUGCCCGACAAGAAGAAGAAGUUUGAGACCAAGGUCCACAGGAAGACCCUCAACCCCACCUUCAACGAGCAGUUCACCUUCAAGGUGCCCUACACUGAGCUGGGCGGGAAGACCCUGGUGAUGACGGUGUACGACUUCGACCGCUUCUCCAAGCACGACGCCAUCGGGGAUAUCAAGGUGCCCAUGAACAAGGUGGACUUCAGCCGACCGAUGACCCAAGCCCAACAGACACAGGAGAAGCUGGGCGACAUCUGCUUCUCCCUGCGCUACGUGCCCACCGCCGGCAAGCUGACCGUGGUCGUCCUGGAGGCCAAGAACCUGAAGAAGAUGGACGUGGGCGGCCUAUCAGAUCCUUACGUCAAAAUCCACCUGAUGCAGAACGGCAAGAGGCUGAAGAAGAAGAAGACGACAAUCAAGAAGAACACCCUCAACCCGUACUACAACGAGUCCUUCAGCUUCGAGGUGCCCUUCGAACAAAUCCAGAAGGUGCAGGUGGUGGUGACCGUCCUGGACUACGACAAGAUCGGCAAGAACGACGCCAUCGGCAAGGUGUUCGUGGGGCUCAACAGCUCGGGCACGGAGAUCCGCCAUUGGUCCGACAUGCUGGCCAAUCCCCGGAGGCCCGUCGCCCAGUGGCACGUGCUCAAGCCCGAGGAGGAGGUCGACGCCCAGCUCAGCACCAAGAAAUGAGGGAAGGACUCCCCCCCCCUCCCGCCCCCCCC
Molecule: messenger RNA, 1619 nt
Organism: Anguilla rostrata (American eel)
Lineage: Eukaryota; Metazoa; Chordata; Actinopteri; Anguilliformes; Anguillidae
Product: synaptotagmin-1-like
Exons: 11
Coding region: 346-1587 (413 amino acids)
Biological process (GO): regulation of dopamine secretion; calcium ion-regulated exocytosis of neurotransmitter; cellular response to calcium ion
Cellular component (GO): exocytic vesicle; synaptic vesicle membrane; dense core granule
Molecular function (GO): syntaxin binding; clathrin binding; phosphatidylserine binding
Source: RefSeq, a predicted model, not a curated record